This is a messenger RNA of Sipha flava (yellow sugarcane aphid), 1157 nucleotides long. RefSeq lists its product as uncharacterized. The coding region runs from base 357 to 1034 and encodes 225 amino acids. The record is from RefSeq and is a predicted model, not a curated record. Gene Ontology annotation, cellular component: extracellular matrix. Lineage: Eukaryota; Metazoa; Arthropoda; Insecta; Hemiptera; Aphididae. The transcript is spliced from 2 exons.
UUAUUUGCUAUCGAUUUUAUAUAUUAAUAUAUAUAUAUAUAAAUUAUAUUUAUUUUGACUAAAAUUACUUUAGGUUUGGUUUUAUAACAGUCAUCUUUUCAGGAUCAGAAACUUGUUUUACUGUCUAUAGAGCGCAUACCUACAAAAUAAGCACAAUUUCUUUUUGUUCGCUAUAAUAUAAUAUUUGACUAAACUACGACAAUAUAAUUAUAAAUUUAUUUAAACUAGUUUAGGUGAAACGGAAAUCUUAUAAUAACAAAAUUUGGGCAAAAUGGGUACCUGGGCGAAACGAGUUCCGUCCUUAUGUAGACAUAUGAUGUAUAAUAACAUAUACGAGAAAGUAACACUUGUCUAUAAUGGUAAAAAUUAAUCGAUGCACUAUGAAAGUCAAAUGUUUUCGAAUAAUAGUAAUUUUCGAAUAUUUAGUUAUUACCUUAUUGUUUGUGCCGUUGAUGUUCGGCCAACUUGAAGGCCGUGUCGUCCGACUCGCCCGUGGGCUUCACAAAUCGUCUUUACCCGUGGACUAUUUAAGAGCCAACAAAUGUUACCACAGACACAUUCAUCACUGCAGAGUUGUCCAUCCAGCAAGAGCAGCUACCGAUAGCAUUUAUACAUACAUAAUAUUCACCCGAUCUUCUCUCAAUAUGAUGCAGUACAGUCAAGUCGGUUUGGCGCUCCUGAUGACGAUCGCGUUCGUACUGCAGUGCACUUCGGCCGGUUCGCUCGGCUACAAUUACGCGUACGGCGUUAACGACCCGUAUACUGGCGACAUCAAGGACCAACAGGAGUCCAAGAACGGUGACCAGGUUAUCGGUUAUUAUCGGACCAUGGAUUCGGACGGUAUGCUACGCACUGUUAACUACAACGCACACCCCAAGACCGGUUUCCGGGCAGUGGUCAACCGCGAGCCAUUUUUCCCCGCGACGGUUGUAGGACAGCAGCCGUCCGGAGAAUUGUCCGACGGUAGUCAGCGACUGGUGAACAACGUACUGCACAACUCCCCGAUCGUGAACGAUUAUGCCCGAUUGAUCUGACGCAAUUCUCCUGCACCAAUCGCCAACGAACAACAAUAAUUAUAAAUUCCAUCAAAAUUAUUGUCAACGUAGUCUUUUUUCGAUAUUUAGACACUCACCGCAACAAUUUAUAAUAAAAUUUAA